AUGUAUGUUUGCAGAGAGAAUGAGCGGCCCCCUCUGAUCCCUCUGAGCCCGUUAGUUUGGGUAAUCUCUCACCCUGAAAUUAAAUUAAACUGGACUGUCCUUCUUUCCCUCCAUCAGACCAUCCUGGUGCAGAUCUGGUACCCCAUCACCGUGGCAACCAACUCCAGAGAGCAGAAGAAGAUCCUCGCCAAGUAUCUCCUGGAGACUUCUGGGAACCUGGACAAGCUGGCGUAUAAACUCCAUGACUUUGGCUACAGGGGCGUCUCCUCACAGGAGACUGCGGGCAUCGGGGCUUCGGCCCAUCUGGUGAACUUCAAGGGCACAGACACGGUCGCCGGCAUCGGAGUCAUUAAGAAGUACUACGGCACCAAGGACCCCGUGCCUGGCUUCUCAGUGCCUGCCGCAGAGCACAGCACCAUCACAGCGUGGGGGAAGGACCACGAGAAAGACGCCUUCGAGCACAUCAUCAAGCAGUUCCCCAACGUGCCCGUGUCCAUCGUCAGCGACAGCUACGACAUCUACAACGCCUGCGAGAAGAUCUGGGGGGAGGACCUGAGGGCGCUGAUCGUGGCGCGCAGUGCAGACGCUCCACUGGUGGUGCGGCCAGACUCAGGGAACCCGCUGGAUACCGUUCUGAAGGUACAAAGCUAG
Messenger RNA from Notothenia coriiceps (black rockcod), 651 nucleotides. RefSeq names its product nicotinamide phosphoribosyltransferase 1 (gene nampt1). The record is from RefSeq and is a predicted model, not a curated record. The transcript is spliced from 4 exons. Gene Ontology annotation, molecular function: nicotinamide phosphoribosyltransferase activity. Gene Ontology annotation, biological process: NAD+ biosynthetic process. The coding region runs from base 1 to 651 and encodes 216 amino acids. Lineage: Eukaryota; Metazoa; Chordata; Actinopteri; Perciformes; Nototheniidae.